This is a messenger RNA of Prunus armeniaca (apricot), 201 nucleotides long. The record is from the annotation of a GenBank genome assembly. NCBI's taxonomy places the organism in Eukaryota, Viridiplantae, Streptophyta, Magnoliopsida, Rosales, Rosaceae.
AUGGUUCAACCACCGGAUUAUGUAUCACGAGAGCAUCCAGAAUUUGUAUGCAAGCUUAAGAAGGCACUCUAUGGCUUGACAAAGCUGCAAGAGCUUGUCCUCCUAUAUGUGGAAGACAUGAUUGUGAGUGGCAAUGAUGAGAAGGAGAUUGCAAAGCUUCGAUCCAAACUCUCAAGAUUCUACUCAGCAACACCAUCUUAA